GAAGCUUUAAGAGGGUAUUUUAAAUUGUUCGUCUAGCGGACGUUUUGAACGUCUGCAUUUUCGUUUGUUCGUUGUAGUAAUAAUUCCGAUGACAUUUCUAUGCGUCUUGAGCACUCUUCUGUCCAAUACAUCUUUUUUAAUCAUGGUGUAUCCUCACUUUUAUUUGACAUCCCAAUACUUGCUCAACUCAGUUUAACAAAUUUGAUCCUAUUAUUUUUCAUGAUCAACUCUUCAUUAAAUUCUGAAAUGGACGAUUUUGAUGAUAAUGGAAAUAGGCUUGUCCGACGUAAAUGGUGCCCAUGGUCUUCAUGGAGUCCGUGCUCUCCAACUAAGUGCUUCAAAGGCUUUGUAAACAAGAAUCCUUCAUAUUGGUCAAACCGUGAAGAAUUCCAUGUCGUUGAUGACACACAGAUUACAAACUGUGUUCUACUACCAAAAAAUAAUACCAAAAAACCUAGUCGAGCAUAUGUACGACAGACAAUACAAGGUCAACAUAAAAUUCUUGUUCCUGAAAAACAACGUUUUCGUACCUGUGAUUGUCAGUCAGUUUCCUUACUGAAUGUAUUCCGUUUGGUUAGUCGGCAUGAAUGUUUUCCUGGUGAUACAGUAUUCGAAUGCAGUGAAUGUGAAUCAAAUGAAAAAAUACAUUUGAAUCGUGAUAACAGUGAUUCUGAUGCCAAUCUAAUUCCAUAUUGUUCAUAUGAACAAUCUAAUUUUCAAUUGUAUAAAAUAUUAGGUGGAAUUAUUGGAGCAAUUGGAAUUAUAUGUUUACUAGUAUGUUUAAUACGUUUCUUAGUUAAACAAAUCUGUGGUAAUCAACGGAUAAAUAAUCGAACUUGUGGUGAUAGUGGUGGUGGUUCUGGCGCUAGUACAAAUACUAAUGGUAAUACUGCAUCAAAUCGAACUGGUCGAAGAAGAAAUCGUUCACCUCAGUUACAAAAUAAUCAUAGAGAUGAUGCUACAGAAUAUUUGCAUAAUGAUUAUAGCACAAGUGUAUAUCCUGUUGGUUUUGGAACCUUAGAUUUACCCCCUGCAUAUACAGAUGUUGUAAAACUAUCUCCCAUUGAAACCGAGUCUAACAACAAUAAUAAUAAUAACUCAACAAUACCGGAUGCAUUUCGUUUUAAUUUAUCACCAAAUGAACAAAUCACAAAUCCUUCUUUUUUAUCUAAAUCAUCCUCAAAUCAAACUGGUCGAUUCAAUUCUACAUUGUACACUAGUGAACAGAAUGCUACAUCAAGUCAAAUUUUAAAUGUAAAAUCAUCGAAUACAACACCACCUCCACCUAGUUAUGAAGAGAUUGUCGCAGCGACAAAUGCAAUGAAGACAAAUCGUGAAAAUGAUGAUUCAAUUAUGUCAGGGAAUGAAAUGAAUAUUGCUCAAGUUAGUCUUCAAACAGAAGAUACCGUUACUACUACUACUAAUAAUAAUAAUAAUAAUACGAUUACAACUUAUAGUGGUAGUAAUUUGAAUACUGAACGAACAGAGACUAAUUCCUCGUAAUUUCUGCAAAAAACUUUAAUGCUGAAAAUGUUUGUUUUUUUAAUUUGAUUUCUUCUGCCUCUUGUACUACUACUGUUGAUUCUUUUGCCAAUCUUGCUAUAAGUAGUAUCGGUUUUGUUUCUUCAAUAAAACAAUUCACUUAUUUGACAUAUAAAUUCUCAGUGCUUUUCGCUUAUUCCAGAAAUUAAAUCUCUCCUUUUUUCCGUUUUUUCUUACCAUUUGAUCAUUCUUUUCAGUUUCUAUAUUCGCUUAACAAUUCAAUAAAUCAGAAUGAUUAUUACCUUCUCUUGCUCUAUUUCCCCACUCCUUAAGUAGAAAACUAUCUAUCAAAUUGAUACUCAAUGAUGAUCACUCUCUGUCUUGUAUUUAUCUAACAACAUACUAUUUCUGAUUGUAAAUGAAAGUGUUGAUAAUAAUGAUGUGUUUGUUCAUAGGACCCUCCAUGAAUGAUAAGAAAAUUGAAAAGUUUAUUGAUAGGGAUUCCCGAUUCUAUUAUUUACUUUAUUAUUAUUAUUACUACUACACUUUGUAUAGUUCAUAUUGUUUAUUUGAACAAGUCUUGUUCCUUGGGUUGUAUCUAUUCUUUUUUUUAAAAAAAUUUCGACUUUUCUCUAUUUAUGGUGUAUCUAUUGUGAUAUGGAGUGAGAGAUUCUCUUCUAGUUGUGGUCUUUCAAUCAUGAAAGAAAAUUGAUGGAUAAGAAUUAGGAAGAAGAAGAAGUUAUAGAAUUUUAUGAAAAUGUAAGUUAUAGUUGGUUUUUGUAUAAUUGAUGAGAAAAACAAAAAGGGGGGGACAACUGAUGCACUGUAAUAUCUUACAUUUUUCAUAUUUUAUAUGCAUUACCCCAUACAUGCAUUUAUGUAUGUGUGUGUGCGUGUAUGUAUAAAACAGUCCUUACUAUCUUUUCUUUUUCAAUUCAUUCAUAUGUAUGUUCUCGUUUUGUGAUUUAUUAUUAUGAAGACAAUCAUGAAUGGAUUUGUCUUAUUAUAUAUGGCAAAAUCUGGUAUAUAUAUAUGUAUACUUGUAUCCAUGUCUACAUUUCUGGUCAGAGGUUGCUUAUUAUUGAAAACGUAUAAGGUGAAUUACAGUCAUUAUAAAAAAAAAUAAUAUUUUGUCACUGAGUAAAUUAGAGUUUUACUCAACUAUUGAUCAUAUUGUUUCACUUAGGUUA
Molecule: messenger RNA, 2672 nt
Organism: Schistosoma curassoni
Lineage: Eukaryota; Metazoa; Platyhelminthes; Trematoda; Strigeidida; Schistosomatidae
Source: the annotation of a GenBank genome assembly